Larimichthys crocea (large yellow croaker) is the source of this 3520-nucleotide messenger RNA. It is a transcript of the gene slc22a21, whose product is annotated as solute carrier family 22 member 21. Gene Ontology annotation, molecular function: transmembrane transporter activity. The coding region runs from base 187 to 1869 and encodes 560 amino acids. The transcript has 10 exons. Lineage: Eukaryota; Metazoa; Chordata; Actinopteri; Sciaenidae. The record is from RefSeq and is a predicted model, not a curated record. Gene Ontology annotation, biological process: transmembrane transport. Gene Ontology annotation, cellular component: membrane.
AAAGGACUAGUUAAUCAUUUCAGGAGGGAUAGAAGACUUUUAUGGGUUCAGGUCACAUUUCGGGUUGUGCCUUUAAAGAUCAUUUGUGAUGGGUGGGAUGACUUUGACAAAACUAAAGCACUGUUUCUUUGUCAUUUUCAUUUACGUCUGCUCCACUCUGCGCGCAUAGCAACCACCACCUACAACAUGACCGACUAUGAGACUGCAACCGCUUUCAUCGGGGAAUGGGGACCUUUCCAGCAGCAGUUGUUUUAUCUCCUCGGUCUAAGCAUCAUCCCUAACGGUUUAACCGCCUUGUCCAUCGUGUUCUUUGCCGACACGCCGCCUCACCGCUGCCUCAUUCCCGAGCACAUCAACCUCACCGCCGCAUGGAGGAACAGCAGCAUCCCGCUGGUGGUAGACACCAACAGCGGCGAUUGGGUACCCAGCAAAUGCUCCAGAUACAAACUUGAAGAUGUAGUGAGUUUCUCGGACAGAGGCUUGCUGCCCGGGGCUGAUGUUAACCUGUCUAAUGUGGCAACAGAAGGCUGCUUGCAUGGGUGGGAGUACGACCGGAGUGUGUACACUUCUACCAUCACUACUGAGUGGGACCUGGUGUGUGAUGACAGGUGGAAGAACCCAUUGACCUCUUCUCUCUUCUUCUGUGGAGUUCUCACUGGCUCCUUUGUUUCGGGACAGCUGUCUGACAGGUAUGGGAGAAAAAAAGUGUUACUUGCUACCAUGGCACUCCACACACUGGUUAUGUUAAUCCAGGUCUUCUCUCAAUCCUGGACCAUGUUCUGCGCACUCUACUUUGUUGUCGGGUUGGCACAGAUCUCCAAUUAUGUGGCUGCAUUUGUGCUAGGAACAGAGAUAUUAGGCCCACGUGUUCGGACAAUUUUCUCCACUGCGGGUGUGUGUCUUUUCUUUGGUGCGGGCUACAUGCUGUUGCCACUGUUUGCUUUCUUCAUCCGAGACUGGAGGAUGCUUCUCCUAGGCCUUACUGUGCCUGGCUUUCUCUAUGUGCCUUUCUGGUGGCUCAUCCCAGAGUCUCCUCGGUGGCUGCUUUCACAGGGAAGAAUAAAAGAGGCUGAGGCCAUAAUUAGAGAUGCUGCUAAGAGGAACAACAUCGAGCCCCCAUCAGUCAUCUUUAGUCCUUUGCAGACAGAACUUCAAUCUGAGAAGAGGAAGGCACACAACAUCUGUGACCUGCUUCGUUCUCGAAACAUCCGCUGGAUCUCUAUCACGCUGUGGUUGGUCUGGAACUCCCUGACCAUUGCCUACUUUGCCCUUUCCCUGAACACCGCAAACCUUCACGGCAACCGGUACUUCAACUGUUUCCUGUCGGCUGUGGUAGAGAUGCCAGCCUACACAUUGUCAUGGGUUAUGUUUCGCUGGUGGUCCAGACGACUGUGUCUUUUCUCAUCACUCUUCAUGGGAGGAUUGUUUCUAUUUUUUAUACAGCUCAUACCAGCAAACCUGGUUUAUCUAGCCAUAACACUCGAGAUGAUGGGAAAGUUUGCAGUGACGACAGCCUUUUCUAUCGUGUACGCAUACACAGCUGAACUCUUUCCAACCGUACUGAGAAAUACUGCUGUGGGAACCUGCUCUAUGGCUUCCAGAGUAGGCAGCAUCAUUGCCCCAUACUUCAUUUACUUAAGAAGCUAUUCCAUUUCACUGCCUUACAUCCUCAUGGGAUGCCUUACAGUUCUGUCUGGGUUGCUAAGUCUCCUGCUGCCGGAGAGCUAUGGAAUGCCUCUGCCUGACACCAUCAGUCACAUGCAACGCUUCCCUGGAUGUUGUAAGAAGAAACCUUAUGCACUCGCACACACUGAGGAAAAGGAAAUCGCUGCUGAAAUGUCUGAUGAAAAGUCUCUGGCUGUCUCCUGAAAAAGGAUAAAUGGACAAACAUCAUGUCGGUCCAUGUUGUCAGUUUUGCUUUGCGGCAUGAAACUUAAAUGAAACGGGAACAAGGAACAUGACAGUUAUUCAAAUAAUAUAAUGGUGCCUUCAAAACUGCAGUAAUGUCAAAGUGUCAUAAUAAAAUUAAUUAAGUUCUGUGAAAAUAUCAAGUGGAGUACACGUAAAACAAUUUGUUGUGUUCAAUGUUCUAUUACUGAUUUAAUAUAGUCACACUUUGGGUUUUACAGCACCUUUAGCUUUACACUGAUAUUUUGUGUACAUCUUUCAGGUUCAUGUGCACUAAAAUUAUGGUAUGUUCAACUACAUGUUUGCUCUGUGUAAGUAAAGCAAUUUCACUCCCUAUGAAAAGGUCAUGUAAUGUCAUUAAAUGUACUUGUAUUGAUUGCCAUUUAUAGGAAAUUUGAAAAGUAAGAAAGGUAAUAGUAGGAAUAAGACAACAUUUAUUAACAACUCAUUCAUUAAGUCAUGCUUCAGACAAUCAGAGUUGACUUUUGGAAAGCACCACAGGGUUUGAAUAUUCUUUUUGAGUGAUGAAUGACACUUGCUGUUAGGACUCUAGACAAACAAAUGAACUGACCAUGAACUGGGACAUUCACUGUAAAGGGUUAGGUUUUUUUUCACGUCUCUCAGAGUGAUGAUGAUGUUUUAAUGAUACUUACUAAACAAACCAAGCACAUUAGACAGAGCUUAACAUGCAAGAUAAAAGUAUGAGCAAAAUAAACAAGAAAAAAGAAAGAAAACUAAAAAGAAAUGAAAUGAAAGAAAGGUACAAUGAUUAAGAACAGUUAAAGUGAAAUUAGUAGAUAUGCAAGUACGCAGAAUUUAAAUUUCAUUCUCUUUCUUACACAUAAAUGUAUAAUAAUACCCUGAGUAAACACUUUAUUAAGGUAUUCCUAUGCAAUCCAGUAUAAUAGUACUGCAAAUUGUUAUCCAGAGCACUACUCAUCACCAGAACAAGUAAUCACAUUAUCUACUGUGUUACUGGUUAACAUUCGCCCCCAUGUGCUUCACUUGGAGGUUUGGGCCCAAGUAGUAGGAGUUCCUAAUUCAGUGUAUGCCUGCCAAUUGUGUUUGUUGAAUGCACAACCAAGCAGGAAGUUCUCCCCCUGCACCACCCAUUCCCCCUACUCUGGUUUUUCAAAUACACAGUAUAAAUGAGCAACUGUUAAUGUUUGGUGACUGAAAUGCUCAGACAGGAUACUCACGACAGCAGACUUAUAAUGGCAGCUGUCCCCAGGAUGCAUCAAACCUCAGUAUCUCCACGUUUCUUCACUCAUGAAACUCUGGGAAGAACUUGCUCCUGUAUCAUAAAGAGAAACAGAAAGGUUCAGGUAGGAUCACAAAAAAAAGGUGCAUGCCAUUUCUAACAUUUCUCUAAUGCACGAGCCUAGUUAUUAUUUCUGUCUCCUGAUGAGAGCAAAAUCAUUCAAUCAAAAACGUCUAUAGCACACAGCAAGGUAAAACUAAAUGAAAACAAAGGUUUUCUUGUUAUGAGUACAACCUGCCACCAGGGGGGGAACUAUUUCAGGGCUGGCAAGAAGAUACAAAACUACAGAGAUUUCCAGUCCAGUUAAAUAGUAAGCAAAGAGAUGCAGCCAUAGACAUAUAUACAUAGACA